AGUGACAAAUGGAAAACUUCACUACAACUUUACCAGUCUGGAUAACUUGAUGGAUCUUCUCUGGAAAAACAAACUCAUUCCAGGAUUUGAAUUGAUGGGAAGCCCUUCAGGAUACUUUACAGAUUUUGAAGACAAAAAACAGGUUAUAAGAUGGAGGAGCCUAAUUGCACUUCUGGCCAAGAGAUACAUAGAUAGAUAUGGAUUGGAACAUGUUGCCAAAUGGAAUUUUGAAACUUGGAACGAGCCAGAUCAUCAUGACUUCGAUAAUGUGUCAAUGAGUGUCAAAGGGUUUCUCAAUUAUUACGACGCAUGCUCAGAAGGGUUAAGAGAAGCUAGUUCUUUACUGAAAUUUGGAGGCCCAGGAGAUUCUUUCCAUCCAUUCCCAAAGUCGCCCAUCUGCUGGAGUCUUCUACAUCACUGCUACAAUGGAACCAACUUCUUCACUGGAGCGACUGGUGUCAGGUUGGACUACAUAGCCCUACAUAAGAAGGGAGCUGGAAGUUCUCUUCACAUCUUAGAGCAAGAAACAGAAGCAAUGGAGCAAAUUCAGAAGUUGUUCCCAAAUUUCACCUCGGUUCCUGUAUACAAUGAUGAAGCAGACCCACUCGUUGGAUGGUCAGUUCCACAAACGUGGAGAGCUGAUGUGACCUAUGCAGCCAUGGUGGUGAAGGUAAUCAUCCAACAUCAAAACCUGCUCAUUUCCAAAGCCAACAACACUAUCAACUACACUUUGCUGAGUAACGACAAUGCCUUCAUGAACUACCAUCCCCAUUACUUCACCCAGAGAACACUGACUGCCCGAUUUCAGAUGAACAACACAAAGCCACCUCAUGUCCAGAUGGUGAGGAAGCCUGUGCUGACCGUAAUGGGAUUGCUGGCACUGCUAGGGGAAAACCAAGUUUUUGCAGAUAUUAUCAGCAAAGACGAAAGUGCCGACACCGACACUGUUGGAGUACUAGCCACCGUGCACGCUCCUGCGGAGCUACAGCCGUCAGACAGCUGGCAGGCCACCAUACUGAUCUACGCUAGUGAUGACAACCGGACAUCCUCUAACAUCAGUGCUGUGACAGUGAACAUUACCCGUUUCCCCAGGCAUGCAGAGCUUGUGUACGUGACAUACCUCCUGGACAACAACCUAACCAAUCCCUAUUUGGAGUGGAAGAAAGUAGGAAGCCCCGAUUUCCCUUCUGUAAAGCAAUUCCAACAAAUAAGGGAUGCCGAGGACCCGGUGGUGACCGGACCAUUCCGAUUUCCUGGGGACGGCCGCCUGAUCUUGAAACAGGAACUCCCACUUCCAUCGGUCUUCCUCAUCCAUGUCUGUGCAAGACCUCACUCUGUUCCCAAUCAAGUGACAGGCGUUCACUUGAUCCCUCUGACAAAGGGGCAGGUUGCAGUACUUUGGGACGAUGACUGCGUGGAUUCGAAAUGUCUGAAAACAUUCGAAGUUGAGUUUUCAUCGGACGGAAAAGCAUACAGACGGAUUAAUGCCAGAGACACGAUCUUCACGCUCUGGGUGUACAGUCCAGGAACCACGGUCUCGGGCUUUUACAGAGUGCGUGCCGUCGACUACUGGAGCAAGCCAGGCCUCUUCUCCAUUCCUGUGCAGUACAUUGAAGCUCUCGCAUGA
Messenger RNA from Emys orbicularis (European pond turtle), 1627 nucleotides. RefSeq names its product alpha-L-iduronidase (gene IDUA). Gene Ontology annotation, biological process: carbohydrate metabolic process. The coding region runs from base 50 to 1627 and encodes 525 amino acids. The record is from RefSeq and is a predicted model, not a curated record. NCBI's taxonomy places the organism in Eukaryota, Metazoa, Chordata, Testudines, Emydidae. The transcript has 12 exons. Gene Ontology annotation, molecular function: L-iduronidase activity.